Messenger RNA from Tripterygium wilfordii, 366 nucleotides. RefSeq lists its product as uncharacterized. The coding region runs from base 1 to 366 and encodes 121 amino acids. The record is from RefSeq and is a predicted model, not a curated record. Lineage: Eukaryota; Viridiplantae; Streptophyta; Magnoliopsida; Celastrales; Celastraceae. The transcript is spliced from 3 exons.
AUGGAAACGGAGCAGAGUGAUACAACAGUCAACACCAAUUCAGACCCCCUAAUGAAGCUUUUGUUAGUGGAGAUGGGUGUCGGCAUGAUCAACAUGGUUACUGUAUCAUAUGCCCAUUUCGCUCAUUUAUUUCGACUGCAAGAUAUUACGGCUGCAGCAAUGCGGGCAUGUCGGGAUGCCAUCUCCUUAGUAAGUGUUGACAUCUGUGGAGGUUUGAUGUAUCAUUUUGUAUCGUGUGGAAAAAUUCUGGACAUCAAAGUUGUGGACGGAGGAUUAAUUUGCUCCAGUGGCGUGCAUGUUGAAGAAACGGGGGAUAAGAAUGAUGAUUGUUACAUAGUGAAUGCUGCAGUAUAUGUUGGCUACUAG